CCUACACAUUCAUUCACACGUAGAUUUUCAGGAAUUUUGAGUCUUUGAUUGGUGAAUUGAAUGGAUAUAAAAAUAUACUGAUAAGAAAUGGAAAACAGAGAAGCGAUUGUUUAGGCUUUAUUUGUAAAUAAUCAAGUUGAUGAUAAAAAGCUUGCGAUUACACACGUCCACCGCUGUAUACAUGUCAAAAUAAUUAUGCGAAAUAAAUAAUAUUACUUAUUUAAAAUUCGACUGUGGUCGAAAUGUGUUGAUGAGUGUUGUACAAAAGAGUCGUAAGCAAUUGAAGUGCAGCUACAGUACCUACAUACUUACUAGCUGAAAGAUGGCUCUGGGAGGAUCAACUUAUUUAAAAAGCGCCACAAUGCUUGAACAAUUACUGGAGGAAAUCAAUUUUCAAAGGACCAAAGAGAUGCGUCAGCUGAUGAAGGAUGAUUGCGGUUUCGUAGUUUUGCAAGGAACAACGUACUGGACAGAUCUGUUUGUGCGGCACUUCCUGUUCCAAGAGGAGCAGUCGAUAGACUGCGACGACUUGUUGUUUUUUGUUAGGAAGCGACACGUGAAGGGAUCCUCCCGCUACCUGCCCAAGUACGAGACCGACGUUGAGGUGUUCCGCAAGGAUUCCAAGAAAUUGCCCAUCGGAGACCCAGAAAUCGACUGGGAGGAGACGGUCUAUCUUAAUCUGAUCGUGCAUCAGUUCGACUAUACGCUAACGCUGGCCAUCUGCACGCGGACCAGCCCCAAGGAGCUGCAGGUCCUCAAACGGCACUCGCAAAAGGUGUACGCGUCGCCGAGCCGCCGCAAGAUGGACACCAAGGGCGAGGGCGAGGAGAUGACAUACCCCCACAUCUGCUUUAUGGUGGACAACUUUGAUGAGGUGUUCUGCGACAUAGUGGUGCGUGACGGGGAGAUGGUGUGCGUGGAGCUGGUGGCGCGAGGCCGCGGCUGCGCGCCCCAGGCCGUCAUAUUCCUCGGCUCCAUCCGCUACGACAUACUCACCAGGGUCUACGACUCCAGACAAACGUCGUUAUCGACGAAAGUGGCGCAGCGCAUGUCUUUCGGCCUGCUGGGAGGGAAGGCGGCGGCGCGGUGCGAGUUCGUACGAAUGAAGGGGCCCAGCGGUAAGGGGCACGCCGAGAUGGCGGUGUCCAGGCCGCGAGCCGCCGGGCUCGAUACACCUACUUCUGAGCCCGGAUUGUCCGCCACCGACAUGUGGGACAGCGACUGGGACGACGACCCCGAGGAGAUGUUCAUGUACAGACACCAGCGCCGACUGAGCGACCCGAGCGCCAACAUCAACAACUUCGUGCGCGGCGGGUGGCGCACGCGGGACUCGCGCGACAAGAGCCGCUCCGAGAACGAGGGACUCGACUCCCUCGUCAACGGCAUCGCCGAGGUGGAGGCCGGCGAUCUGCGCGACGAGCUGGACGACGGUGCGUACAACCCGCUGUGGGCGAUGCGUGGGUUCACGCAGACGUUCCACCUGUGGAAGGAGGGCAAGCGCCAGCAGUCCACGCCGCUCAACGCGUACCUCACCUACGUCACGCUGCCCUGGUGGACCAUCGCCAAAGAUAUCCUGGACCACCGCGAGGAGCCGGUGCUGACGUUCUGAGCUCGAGCCGACUGACCUGACGCCGGACACCCUCACGGACACUCCGUGCAGCGAACUAACGCACAAACAUCGACAUCGUUCCACUUAUCUAUAAGUAAAUAUGUUCCAAAUGAUACUGCCCAGAGGUAGUGGAUCAAUAAUACCUACCAUAACACGGUUACCAAACGCUGACAAUAUUCCCUCCAAAAACUUGCGCUCGCCUACACUGCGAUUUGUACACGUGUAAUAUUUUAUUUUUGCAAAGCAUAAUAAACUAAGAUCCAAAUUGUCAGACACCUCCAGGAUACCACUCGGAAGCUUUUUAUCAACCUAUUGAUUAGUUUUUCACUAAUCAAUUGAUUGAACAAUCGAGUCAAGUGUUCGAUAAGUGAUACCCAUUGGUCAAUGGUAGUUGGGGAACACUUUAGACCGAACUAUCGACUACCACCUUAUAGUAAUUUCAAUGGGUAUGAUGUAUUCCAGAGCAGCAAGUUUUAGGCGUGAAUGUUGCCAGCAUGAUACAAUUAAAUGCUUAAUGAGCCGGUGAAGGUACCGGCGUACAUAUUGUUCUUCCAAAAGCGAUGUUGAGUUCCCGGGGCUUCCGCGACACGAGCUAGUGUGAGUGUGUGGACAGGAGUAGGAGGCAGUAGGUGUGUGGGUGUGAGCAUUGAUUGCCUUACUGUCGCGGCGACUACUUAUCAAUAUAUCGGUGUCGUGAGUCGUGAUGUGGUCAUUGAUAUUACUAGUAAGCUUCGCUCUUCACCUGUGGUCGUUCGACUCCCAUCACUAGUAAUGCAGUUAUUAACAUAGUCAAAACAGUACUAACGCCAUC
Spodoptera exigua (beet armyworm) is the source of this 2420-nucleotide messenger RNA. NCBI's taxonomy places the organism in Eukaryota, Metazoa, Arthropoda, Insecta, Lepidoptera, Noctuidae. The record is from the annotation of a GenBank genome assembly.